AUGACAAUGGCACGUCUUUUUGUUUUUUCAGUUCUCUUAUUAUUCAUCCUUGGAGUUAUCACUGGAAGGACAUCUGAAACAAACCAGGAAAUUGCUCAGAUUGUCUUCAUCAGCUGUAAUAAGCACGAUAGAGAACAAAGUUACUGGGAUCUUAUAGCAUCCACUGUAGAACAUAGAAAUCAAAUGAAGACGCGUAUUACUUCUCCUGGUCAUACGUUGGGUAGUUGCACAGCUAUCACUCCUGUUGAUGCACUUGUGUGGUUAGGGGAUGCGGUGUAUGCAGAUAAUUACUCCCUUGUAGGUGGUUCAUUCCCGAAUAGCAAUUUAGAAGUUAUGCGGUCUAAGUUUGUGCAGCAGCGAAACGCCCCAGAGUAUACGGCCUUCCGUCGCACAUGUGUACGUCGCCGUGAUCCCUCUCAGUUAAAGUAUUCAGAUGAGGAGGAGAACUCUAUUCUUGGUGUUUGGGAUGAUCAUGAUAUGGGCAAGAAUGAUGGUGGGGCAGAGUAUGAAGGAAAAGACGACGUACAAGAAAUUUUUCUUGAUUUUCUUGGUCUUUCCAGCGAAGACCCACGCCGCAAACAGCAGGGGGUUUAUAGUUUUGAAGCCAUUCCUUUUCAAAGUUUAGAAGUCCAAGCAGGUGAAACUGAUAAUAGUGAUGAUGCUGAUCAUGACAAUAAAAAGAAUCAUCAAGAUGACACUGUUGAUGGAAAACCUUCUAUUAAAUAUCUAGCGUUAGAACAGCUGAAGCGUUUGUAUGAUGCGGCGGUGUGUGUUGUUCUUCUUGAUGUUCGUUACUUCCGUGAUCCCGCAAAUGCCACUCGUAGUGGUGACAUGUUAGGUGAGCCGCAGUGGAGAUGGUUGGAAGAGCGGCUCCGUGAUGAUAUUGCCGGUGUAAACCCGCAAACAGGUCGUGAACGCUGUGCCCUAACCGUUAUCGGUAGUGGCGUGCAAAUCAUUAUGGAUGAGAAAGUGAGUGAAAGUUGGGGUGCCUUCCCUAAAUCCCGUGAUCGUCUGCUCAUGCUGCUGCGUAAAUACCACACCGAGCGUGUGUUAUUUGUCAGUGGGGAUGUACACCUUGGUGAGAUUGGAAUGGAUAGCACGAAGAGUGCAAUGCAUACACUUGGGUACCCUAUCAUUGAGGCAACAAGUUCUGGACUGACACAUAGUUCAGCCAAGUUUAUUGGAUUGCCUACACUUAUUAAUGUGAUUUUUCCCUCACCUCGCCGUGUUGGUAUCUAUGUUGAGCGCAAUUUUGGAGUCUUACAGUUGACUGUGAACUCAGAGUUUAAGGAUACAUGGUCUAAAGGGACGAAUGAAAUGGAGAGACAUCGUCUGGAAGAGUAUAUUAACGUAUCCAUCUCAAUUCAUAGUAUUCCAAAACAUGGACAAUCUGUGUUGGACCUCACAUUUCCACUAAGUGCUCUCACUCACCGUUCAGGUUGUCAUUUUUUCAAUGCGAACGUUGAUAAAUUUGGUAGAGUUGUAAAAUCAAAAGCUGGUAUGAGUCAAAGAUGUAGUGUAAUAUCAGAAGAAAGUUAUUAUGAUAAGGAUUCUAUUAUACCUCAACAUUAUCCUUCGACUAAACCUACUCCUUUUCUUACUUUUACUAUUCAGCUUAUUCAACGUUGCGUAUUUCCAACAUAUACGCUAUUACAGGUGGUUUCGGAAACAAUAAAAAUCUCUGUGAUAGUUGGAAUAGUAUUGAUCAUUACUCUUACUAUCUAUUGUUGUUAUAGAAGUACUUCAAACAAAUCGAAAGUUGCGUGA
This is a messenger RNA of Trypanosoma theileri, 1767 nucleotides long. Its product is annotated as alkaline phosphatase. The record is from RefSeq and is a predicted model, not a curated record. The transcript has a single exon. Bases 1 to 1767 code for a protein of 588 amino acids. NCBI's taxonomy places the organism in Eukaryota, Euglenozoa, Kinetoplastea, Trypanosomatida, Trypanosomatidae.